This is a messenger RNA of Drosophila suzukii, 2123 nucleotides long. It is a transcript of the gene tej, whose product is annotated as tejas. The record is from RefSeq and is a predicted model, not a curated record. Lineage: Eukaryota; Metazoa; Arthropoda; Insecta; Diptera; Drosophilidae.
GGAUUUUCCAAUUCGAAGCGUGGGCGCUUUUUGGGAUCAUUAUUAUUUGUAAAAUUGCGGGGAAAAAAGACUAGUUUGUGUAAAUUCACACACAUUUACUCACCAUGGAAGAUCGCGGCAUGUUGGGCCUUGUGAAGAAGGUGGUGCAUUCGCUGGUGGUGUCCUCCCCUGGGAGAAUGACAAUCGAGAAGCUGAUGCGGGACUACCGAACCGAAGAAGGCUGCAAUGUGCCCUACUUAAAACUGGGAUUCAACGACGCCGAAGCCUUUCUCCGUUCCAUUCCAGAUACAGUCAGGGUGAUGGGACACGGACCAAUGGCCCUGAUAACUGCAGUCACCACCGACAAAUCGGCUCACAUACAGAAAUUAGUCCAUGGCCAAAAGAAACCCUCCUCCAGGUCCAGAAAUCGACAUAAACCAAAGUAUUGCUACGCCUCCGCGCGUUCAGAUCUGGUCUUUAUAAACGAAAGCGCGCGAAGGAUGAGUGCCAGAUACAUACCGCCUCGAACUUAUCAGCCACCCGUCAAUUAUCACAUUCCCGUUUCGUAUCCCAACUACAAUCGGCUGCUGUAUCCCAUCCACAAGCCGGUCAUUGUCUACGAGAAUAUUAAUGCCAUGAUCUGCGCCGGACAGCAGCAGGUGCUAUAUAAUUACUACACGCUGCAGUAUUAUCUGUAUCUCCUGUCGAUGAUUAAUCCAAUUAAUGCAUAUGCUUAUCCGCAGACUACCCCAAGACCGCAACCGCAUACCUUUACACAGAAAGCAAAACCAGAGCCGUUGAAAAUUGUAAAUCAGACGCAGAACGUUUCGAAACCGGAGCCCCUCAAAGAACAAAAGCGUCAGCCACAGACUAUUUCAAGGCCUAAAACUCCUGUUGAGAUUAAGCAGCAGAAUCCGCCUCAGGAAUGGGAGAAAGAAACCGAGAAACUGGUGAAAGCUUUCGAAAACCUCUCUGUUGAUUCUCCUCCCACUGGCUACCAAGAUAAUCAGGAGUACGAGAUAUACGAGACUGAUGAGGAGAAAUUGUUAAAAGAUCCAUUUAGCUCUGGAGAGGAGGAGCAGGCUCCUAUACCUAUCAUCGAAAUUGAAGAUUCAGAGGACGAGGAUGAGGCAGUUGUGCUCAAUUUAGAACCAAUUUCUGAAGCAAAGCCUCAUCCCAUAUCCACGUCCACAAAUUUGGAGGAUAUUGUCAAGCCCCGAGGACCUAAAGAGCCCUUCUAUGAUUCAUCUUCCGAUGAUGGGGACGAAGAAAAUGCCAUUCCUGCUUAUGCUGUGGACGAACGAGUUUUAGGUCUUGAUUAUCCUAUGGAUUCGGUUCGUUUUGAUUUCAAGCUACCUGAGCGCGACAUUGACGCCAUUAUCCAGUUGGAGCAGCGCAUUGAGGUGCAGUUGGUGAAGGUUGACAAUCCACACAACUUCUACUUUUGGAUAUAUAACGAAGAGUAUGAUGACUACAGGGCCUUAACCUCUAAUAUGCAAAUGUUUUACGAAAGUCGUGAAUCGGAAAAGUACGCCAUGCCGCUGUGCUUAAUAACUACUGAUCACCUUUGCGCUGUGCGCCACAACCACACGGGUGUGUGGGAAAGAGCCAAGGUAGUAAGGUACCGACCAAGUAACACCAGAAUGACUAUCGAAGUGGAGCUGGUCGACACUGGGAACCUUAUGUGUGUGAGUCACAAGGAUGUCAAGUUUCUGUUGAAGGAAUUCGCCGAGCUGCCGGCGCAGGUAUUGACCGGUCGAUUGGCCUUUAUAACUCAGUUGACGGCACCAGUCUGGUCGGCAGAAGCCGUCAAAUUCUUCUAUAAUUUGUCUUCCUAUCGCAGACUUUACGGCCAGGUCGAGGCUAUCAAGAACAACACUGCCUAUCUUGUACUAAUUGAUCCCGACAAAGUGCCCGUUAUAAACUUGAAUAAGUCGCUGAUUGACUCCGGUUGGGUGCUUCGCAGCAUCACGGCUUAAAUGUACAAUAAUAUUUGUUCAUACAUACCAGUUAUUAUUCUAGUUAAGCGUUCAAUCUUACUGUUCAGACCACUGAAAAAUUCUUACGUCUCGGCAUGGAAUGUCAAAUUGUUUCUUAUGUUUCCCAUUAUGAGAUCAAUAAAAUUCGUUAUCGUAUUAUUUUAA